Messenger RNA from Panonychus citri (citrus red mite), 6762 nucleotides. RefSeq names its product nucleosome-remodeling factor subunit BPTF-like. The transcript has a single exon. Gene Ontology annotation, molecular function: RNA polymerase II cis-regulatory region sequence-specific DNA binding. The record is from RefSeq and is a predicted model, not a curated record. Bases 164 to 6565 code for a protein of 2133 amino acids. Gene Ontology annotation, biological process: regulation of transcription by RNA polymerase II. Gene Ontology annotation, cellular component: NURF complex. NCBI's taxonomy places the organism in Eukaryota, Metazoa, Arthropoda, Arachnida, Trombidiformes, Tetranychidae.
UGGAAUUGAAGUUAAACAUUAACUCAAGAAGUAAAUGAAUGAAUUUUUUUGUUUAACUUUUAGGUUUUGAUUAAUUAUAAGCCGUUCACUGCUUUUUUUAACAUAACAAUCCCUCGGCCAUUAAUUUGAAUUGUUUAUUAUCUUUGAAUUUUGUGACUAGAUUAUGGGUCGAGGCCGACCAGUGCCAAGGAGAGGUCGACCUCCCAAGGAUGCCGAAUCUGCUAAGAGAUUGGCACAAUUGAGAAAACCUAAAUAUCUUUACUCGGGACAAAAACAGCAACAAGGAAAAUCUACCACCAGUAGUUCAUCUCACAAUACACCUCGGUCAAGAUCUAAAAAAAAGCAACCAUGGGAAGGUGAAUCUGAUGAAGAUGAUUACACAUCUACUUCUUUCUCUAGAAUCUCUCGGAGUGCUUACUUUGAAGAUGCUGAUGAUGAGGAGGAUAAAUCACUUCUUUCUUUUGGUGAUGAUGGGAAAACUGGUCAAUGGGACGAAGAAGAUGAUAUGGAAGAAGAUGGUGAUGAAGAUGAUAUCUCUGGAUCACCUUCUGCUCCUUUAACUGCUUUCGAUUCAAAAUUAAAAAUGGGUCGUUUUCUUAGAGCUCGAUCUCCACCAAGAUAUGAGGAAGACAAGCUCGCUGAUAUGCCCCCUUUAAAGCUACCUGAAUCAUCAGCUGAUCUUCUUUUACCGCCUCAUCUUUCAUCCAAAUAUUUGAUGAAAAUUUUAAGUGUUUAUGAAGUUCUCAGUCAAUUUAAAUUUCAAUUGAGACUUUCUGCUUUUCGUUUAGAAAAUUUCAUUUCCAGUUUGCUUCUAAAUGAAAGUAAUUCUCUUCUUUCAGAGAUUCAUAUAUGUCUAUUGAAAACUUUAAUUCGAGAAGAUGAAGCCAAUUCAACUCUUUUUGGUUCUCAGGAUGUUAAAGACUCUAUAGGAAUUUAUUUAUACAAUUGUGACCCUUUAACAUGGCCUACAACCUUACGAAUGUACAUUAUUGCUCGUCGUAGAGAGGAGACACCCGAUACAAAGGCUAUAAUUAAUCUUCUUAUUCAAAACAAACAGUAUGAAGAGUAUCCAAUUAAUGUUCCAUUUCAACACAAGGUGAAAGUGCUUUCCUUUUUGUGUGACACUUUUCUUGAGACAAAUGUUGCUCGAGAUGAGAUUUUAAAUGGUGAAGAUGGUGUCCGUCAUGAUGACCAUUGUCGUCGAUGCCAUAAGCUGGGUGAUCUUUUAUGUUGUGAUCGAUGUGCAUCUGUUUGGCAUCUUGGUUGUUUAGAGCCUCCCAUGACGGAUGUGCCUGAAGACGAAUGGGUCUGCUCUAUUUGUAAACAAAUGGCCAAAGAAACUGGUUGUGCCAAUGAAGAUGGUACCAUAGCCUCUUUUGGGGAUGAUGAAGGUCUCUUUUUGAGACGUUAUAUACUUGGUUGGGAUAGGCAUGGAAAUAAAUAUUGGUGGCUGUGCCGUCGAUUGAUCAUUGAGUUCAACAAUGAGCAACAAGAAGCAGAUGAAAAUGGAGAUAAAGAGGACAAGUGCAUCUACAUUUCAACAAAGGCAAAAUUCUUGGAACUAAUGAAAUCCCUGGACAGAGAAGAAUAUGAGAAAGACCUUUACACUGUUCUCAAUGAAAUUAAAGAUGAAAUUUUUAAAGCCAUGGAGAGAACUGAUAGAAUGACCAAAGAAGCUUUUAAGGCAACUGGAAUUGUCAGAGCAAUGAAAACAUGGAUUGAAUUUGAAAGUGAAGUUGCCGAACCUGUGGUUAAAGAGGAGCCCGUGGAAAAGAUUGAAGAAAAACCAGCAAAUGUUAACAGUGAAGGAAUCAUGACUCGUCUCAAGACAGGGUCAUUGAAAGAAAAAGGUUCAGGAUCUGAUAAUGGUAAAGACGAUGAAAAGGAAAUGCUUAUGGUUUUCGAUGAAGCUUUGGAUCCAAAUUUUUUAUACCGAAUGUCUCGUAGAGAUGCGAUUGCUAGAGGUCUUUUCUUUAAACUUGGCAUGGAAACCAAAAAUUAUACCAACAUAUUUUCUAUGAAUAUGCUCGCAUUAAAUAAGCAUCAACUUGCCGAUGAACGUGACAAAAAACGCCAUUUAUCUCAUAAAUUUAGUCUCACUCCACUUUCUGAGCUUAAGUGGCAAGGUCUAGUUUAUGGACCUCUCAAAACGACCAUAGUCCAAACUCUUCGUCAAACUUUGGUUCAAUUUGAAAAUCAACUUGCAGCCCCUUUCAUGCAUCCUAAUUGGUCUUUACACCGACAAAAUUGGCUCAAAGCUGUAUCAAUGUGUAACCAACCUAAAGACUUUACCUUGGCUCUUUCAAUCCUGGAAGCAUCUAUGAAACCUGUAUUAUUCAAUCCAGUUUGGAAUGAGGCCUUGGGUCACACCAUUUUAGAUCGUAACACCAACUUUGAGAGAGAAGAACGAAAGAAAGAUGAGAAACGAGAAAGGCGGGAAUUCAUGGAAGAGCAAGAGAUGAUUAUCAGAACAACUGGUGGGGUCAAAUAUUCAAUUAUGCCCCAUCGAGGUCUUGUAUUGGAAAAAGCUGGUAACAUUUGGUUCGGUUUUGGUACCCAAAGUGGAUCCAUAGGCUUUGGUACCACUGGUGGUGUUGGUGAAGGAGGUGGUCGCGGUGUUCAAGCGCUUUGGAAACAACGUGGUGAAGAGUAUCGAGUUAGCGGUAGUGGAGGCUGGAUGUUUGUCUCUAUUGCUAGAUCUCGUUUUCCUCUACCAUCAAUUGAUGUUGAACGUGUCGAUGAAUUGGAAAUACCCGAAGAAUAUUCUGGUGAACUAAUUAGCAUUGCUUUUAUCGAUGUUGGAGUAGAUCUCAGAAAAGAAAGAGAGGAUCGCCUUUACUAUCGAAAGUAUCGACCAUAUAAAAAUAAACGUAAAGGUACAAAGUGCAUCGAAAGUUUCUUGGACCGUCGUCUACAAUUAGAAGAAGCUAUUCUUCAACAGAAAUUGAAAGCAGAAGAAGAUGACAGAUUAAAACCUGAGGACGUUGACGAAGAUGAUUAUGAUACCAAAUGUUACUCUCCACUUUGUCGGACCACUGGUAUUGCUGCUUUUGACUCCUUGUGUUAUUGUAUCAGCUGUAGAAACAGACAAAAAGCUAAGAGAAUCAAAUUGGAACAAGAGAAAAAGGAUAGAGAAGAAAGAGAGAAACGCUACAAAAUAGCAAAACAAGAGCAAGAAAAAGGUGAUAUGCAAGACGUUAUUGCCGAUUGCAAAGAUAGAGUGUAUCUAAAUCGAGUAGAGAAAAAAGUAGUUAAAGAAGGUGAAAAAGAAGAGAUAAAGUUUACUAUCUUUAAGACUAGUGGUAAACGAAUCUUAGGUAAAGGACAAUUACCUCCUUGUAAUAGAUUCACUACUUUGAAAGGAAAGAAAAAAUCGAUCUUCGUUUUGCCUAAACAUGAACUUCGUCGACUUUCCCGUAACGCCAACCUACGUGAAGUGUCUGGUUUCAACUAUACCGGUAAAUUCAAUAAAUACCUUUGGCCCUAUGGUAUUUCACCUCGUCCAAUUUUCCGAUAUUGCUGGUUAUGGCGAAACACUUUACCUCAAGGAUAUCAUAAUCUGAAUUUAGUGGCUUCACAAUUACGAACCAUUUGGUCUUGUAUCCGUUGGGAUGAUAUGCAAGUUAAACCACCACCUUCUGGUAACAAUACAAUCACCAAUGAAAAUGAAGUAAUCACCACUGAACUUUUGAAACGACGAGAUUUGGCUCCAUUCGGAAUUCGUUCUGAGUAUCUUGUGAGGAAAAUCAUUGUUCCUUUGGUAAAUGAUGAUCCGGCAGAUGAGAAAGAUACACCUUAUGGACCAGGAAGAGCUGAAGAAAGUUAUAAUCGAGCUGGUCGACGUAUUAGAGAAGGUCUGAGAGAAAGAAAAAAGAAAGUUGAUGAAGAAGAAGAACGUCGCCGUCGAGGACCUUCGGUUACCGAAAGUUGGGUUGGUGAAGAAGAACUCGAACUUUGGGAAAUUAAAAUGUUCGGCGAACGAUUAGAGAGACAACAACAAAUGAAGGAGAUCGAGAAGCGUAAACAACUCGAAGAGAGUCUUAAGAAACAAAAAGAAGAAGCUCAAGUCAAACGAUUUAAAACUUUAGGAGGUACACCAACAUCGGGUAAAGUUACUUCGUUAAUUAGUGGUCCUAAACGAACUAUUUUCAACAGUCGAACUCCCGUUACUCCAACAGUAACUUCAACUAUUACUACAACAACCCCAUCAACACCACAAUUGAUUACUCAAGCUCAGCAGUUUGCAGUGAUUAGAACGGACAGUGGUCAAACAUUCAAGGUUCCUGCAAGUGCAUUGCAAGGUAAACAAGUGGGACAAAAAAUUAUCAUCAAACAAGGUGGCAAUUCGGCUACAUCAACAACCGCUACCAUUAUAUCAACUGGUACACCACCGACAGUCACAACUGCACCUACACCGACAAUCAUUGCAACUCCAAGACCAGCUGUUACCCCAGGGUCCACUAUUACUCUGUCCAGUAUUGGAGGUCUUCGACCUACUCGAAUUGUUGGCUCAACACCGACUGUUCGACCUCUUAUAUUAGCAGGUACCCCAACAACUGACGCGACAACCACCACACCAGGUACAGUGACUCCCCUCAACAAUGGACAACAAAGGAUCCAGAUUAUUAAGCCUGUUGUCGGUGCUUCCCCCCAGACCGUGAAAACAGUGACCAAUACUGGUGUUACCAUUAACGCAGCCAAUGCCUCAGGUGCCAUUACUACACCGAACGCUGCAGGUGCUUCGCCCCAACAAAUAAUACAAAUUCCAAUUCGAUUCGCUGAUAAUAGGGUUCAGAUCAUUCAAAUUCCUUUGUCAAUGUUUUCUUCGAGUCAACCGAUUCAAAUCUCAAUCCCAUCUUCAGUAACGCAACAAACAACACAAACGGUCACCGUAACCACAACACCACAACCAACUACAACCGCUGCUGCAACAUCAGCUCAAACACCAACAACCUCUCAAGCAAUCAAAAUAAUCAGCAGUACAUCUAAUUUAACAUCAAAUCCAUCAACAGCAGCCUCAUCAACCAAUACAAUCGCACCAAACACUACUCGUAUCAUCACUUUGAAAACCAACCCUCAACCAACUACUCCAAUCGCUGGAACAUCUAUCCCUACAUCAUCUUUAUUCACCUCUCCAUCUACGAUCAAUGUCACUGAACCAGUAAAACCGGGAAGUAUUCAAUUGAAAUUGAAUCAAACAUCAUCAUUAUCAUCUUCAUCUGGGACCAUUACCCCUGCUGGUACCACAGCAACUUCAAUAAAACUCACUCCUUCUCAGACAUUAACAACUCUGACACCAAGUGCAGCACCACUGGUUUCGAGUUCAUCCACAGUUACCACCGCAAGUACAACAACAACGAUUUUAUCUUCACCGGCUAAAUCUACAAGUUUAGUUCGCCCAUUGUUCCAGUCACCGGUGGGUACACGAAUUUUGGUCCAACAACAACCUAACAACACUGCAACAACCAUCCACAAAGUAACUGCACCUUCAUUAAAACUCAUCACACCGCUGUCAGACUCUGGCGAUAAACCAACAGCCGAUGCAGUUAAUAAACCAUUUGUACUAACCCAAGAAAUUCAAGAUCGAAUCGUAAGACAAGCUUUACUCAACACAAACCCUUCAACAUCACCAGAAGUUCAACAAAAGCUUCUCGCUUGGCAAAAGAAGCAACAACAACCUGGUCAAGUAGUAGUCACUCCCGCCAUCAUCGAUUCCACUGGAACUGGUCGAACAUUGACCCCAGGAGGAACUAGUCGAUCUAAAGGAACGAAACGAGCUCGAAACUCUUCAACCACAACAACCAUAACACCAGCCACAGUUCCAGCUGCUUCGUUGACCGGUGAUGAUCUUUGCCUUCUAGAUUGUCAACAAGUACUUAAUGGUAUCCUUGAUAAGAUUGAUAAAGAUGAAAAGAUGGAAUUGCGGCGUAAAAAAGCAAAAGAAAACCAAUUCCAAUCAAAAUGGAAGUCUCUAUUAACAAAGAAAAGAGAUUCUUUAAAUGACGCUGCCGAAGCGCUUAAACGAGAUAUCGCUCGUAAAAAGAGCUUAAUGAAAGAUAAACUUUGCAAAGAAAUUCAAGCUGAGAUAACCAAAGAAAGUCCGGUCAAGAAGAAAGAGACAACACCAAACAAGCAAUCAAAUGGAGCAGCAAACAAAAGCAUCACAAGUAACAGUAGUUUGAGUAAUAAUACGAGCAGUAGUAAUGAAGGUUCUCAAAAGAGGAGGAAAGUUUCCGAUUCAAGUUCGGAUGUAUCCCGGCCUCCUCUCAAAAUACGCAUAAAAAUUACCCCUCGCACCCCUAAAGGAAGCACAAGGGACUCAAACACCACCAAUACUACAACAACAAGUAAUAAGAACAAAAAACUUUACUGUAUCUGUAAAACACCGUACGACCCGACGCGAUUUAUGGUUGGAUGUGAUAGUUGUCAUAAUUGGUUCCAUUCGGAUUGCCUUAGAUUGGAUGAAGAGGCGGUUCAGAAAAAGAAAAGUUGGAUUUGUAAUGAUUGUCAUGAAAGUGAUGAAGAAGAUGAUGAAAGUAUGUCAGAAUCAUCUGAAGAUGAAUGAACAGAGAGAGAGAAAAAAUCUUUUAAUUAUACCCUUUGAUUGUCUGUUGAUUACAAAUUAACAAGAUUAAUUGUAAAUUGACCCAAACAUUAUUAGCACACCUUAAACACCCUUGAUGAUUCAAUAAUUGAUGAUAAUUUUCUAAUUGUGAUUCUUUAAUCAAAUUAGAAUAAUAAAACUUUAACUUCCACCAGCGA